This is a messenger RNA of Lodderomyces beijingensis, 357 nucleotides long. The record is from the annotation of a GenBank genome assembly. NCBI's taxonomy places the organism in Eukaryota, Fungi, Ascomycota, Pichiomycetes, Serinales, Debaryomycetaceae.
AUGUCUGCCAUCCAAAAAGAAAAGGUUGAUCAACAACCAGAGGAGCAAAUCCACAAGAUCAGAAUCACUUUGACCUCGACCAAAGUCAAGCAAUUGGAAAACGUUUCUGCCAACAUUAUCCGUAAUGCUUCCCAAUCCAACAUUGUCAAGAAGGGACCCGUUAGAAUGCCAACCAAGGUUUUGAAAAUCACCACCAGAAAAGCUCCAAAUGGUGAGGGUUCCAAGACUUGGGAUGCUUACGAAAUGAGAAUCCACAAGAGAGUCAUUGACUUGCAAGCUCCAGCUGCCACCGUCAAGAAGAUUACUCAAAUCACCAUUGAACCUGGCGUGGAUGUCGAAGUCACCAUUGCUGCUUAA